This is a messenger RNA of Carassius carassius (crucian carp), 765 nucleotides long. Its product is annotated as phospholipase A and acyltransferase 3-like. Lineage: Eukaryota; Metazoa; Chordata; Actinopteri; Cypriniformes; Cyprinidae. The coding region runs from base 1 to 498 and encodes 165 amino acids. The transcript is spliced from 3 exons. Gene Ontology annotation, biological process: N-acylphosphatidylethanolamine metabolic process. Gene Ontology annotation, cellular component: cytoplasm. The record is from RefSeq and is a predicted model, not a curated record. Gene Ontology annotation, molecular function: glycerophospholipid phospholipase A1 activity; A2-type glycerophospholipase activity.
AUGGCCACCAACCCAGCGCCACUGUACAAGGUGACCGCCAGCCCGGAGCCACUGAAGAGGAUGGUGUCACGGAUCAAAAAGCUCAAUCCUGGAGACCUCAUUAAAAUCCAUCGAGGUGGAUAUCAUCACUUGGCACUCUAUAUUGGAGAGGGCUAUGUCAUUCAUUUAGCUCCAUCAUCGGAGUACGCUGAUGCCGGGGUCAGCGGUUUGAAGUCAAUAGCACAAUCCAUUGCCACAGUGAAGAAAGAAAAACUGCAGGAUGUGGUCGGCAAAGAUGUGUACCAUAUCUACAAUGUCUUGGAUAACCAAUCUACUCCACUUCCCACUCCGGAUAUAAUACAGAAAGCACAGAGCCUUGUGGGGACGGUACUUCCAUACAAUCUGGCCACACGUAACUGUGAACACUUUGUUACUGAGUUAAGAUACGGAACACCAAAAUCGCAGCAGGUACAGUUAUCCGGCAUGACCUUUUAUAUCCGAAUUAUACUGUACUCAUAAAUGUCUCAAAUGUGACUAUAUUAAACAUUAUAUUAUGUCAAAAAUGUUUUGGUUAUUUAGAUAUAUAAGGCGUGUUAGCCUUUCAUAUUAAUAAUACAUCACAUAAUAUAUUAUAAUAAUUCACAAAUACAUCAAAUUAUAAUUAAAUGGCUAAGACAUCAGGAUUAAGGACACAAUGGCAACAACUUUUCACACCAUGAAUUAAUACAAAUGCUUUCUGUUUAUUUUCACAGGUGCAAAAUUUUGUCACCGUUGCUGGAGUUAUUG